GCUGUUCGCUGAUCGCUCGCACUUCCCCCACGUCCCUCACAAUCAGACUGUCAAUCUCCGUGAAUCUUGAGGAAACAGUAACCUCAAAAAAACGUGCCGCAUGAUCUUAAGGUGUUGUGUCCGAUUACUAAUUAGUGUUAAUUCAUUAGCGGAUAAGAAAAGGCCAAACAGGCGAAAAUGAGUGAUGCUGAGCUGCAAGAAGAAGAGCGUGAAGUUUUAGCUUCAAUUUAUGACGGAGAUGCCGCGUUCAAGGAGGUCUCACCGACCACAUAUCAGUACAAGUAUGGAAAGGAAAACGAUCCAAAGUCAUUUAUCCUGGACAUUACAUGGGGCCCGACGUAUCCAACGGACAAACCCGCGAUCAGCAUGGAAACAUUUUACAAUAAACACAUAAUUCAAUCGGUCAAGGAUAAAAUUGUGGCUCACGUAGACUCAGAAGCGGAACAAUGGCUCGGUUGUGCAAUGACCUACACGCUUUUUCAAUCGGUUCAAGAACAUCUUGCAGAUUUGAUCGAAACUCAACCAACUUCACCUAACGAGCUUAUAGACAAAACAGAUAAAUUAAUGAUAUCUGAUGACACUCAACAGACUCAGGAAGAAUCGUCGAAGAAGCCAAAAAAAGAGCAACUGACAAAGGCUCAAAAGCGUCGACAAUGGAACAAGGCAGAUGGGAAAGGUGACAAACCGAGAGGAUGGGAUUGGGUCGACAUUGUUAAGCAUUUGUCCCAGACAGGCUCGAAGCCUGAUCAAGAUUCCUAGUCGUAAGUUUGUUAUGUAAAGAUUUUUUUUCCUUGACUCUCAUUGUACAGAUUGCUGAAUUUGCAUCAGCGAUGGUAUUAUAUUUUUAUAAAUUGUUGUUGCAAGUAAAUACUGUUUCGUGCAAAUAAAAUCAUGGAGAAAUUUUGUCCGUGCUGGAA
Venturia canescens is the source of this 917-nucleotide messenger RNA. Its product is annotated as RWD domain-containing protein 4. NCBI's taxonomy places the organism in Eukaryota, Metazoa, Arthropoda, Insecta, Hymenoptera, Ichneumonidae. Gene Ontology annotation, molecular function: protein binding. The coding region runs from base 178 to 759 and encodes 193 amino acids. The record is from RefSeq and is a predicted model, not a curated record. The transcript has 4 exons.